This is a messenger RNA of Aedes albopictus (Asian tiger mosquito), 4725 nucleotides long. RefSeq lists its product as uncharacterized. The record is from RefSeq and is a predicted model, not a curated record. The transcript has a single exon. Gene Ontology annotation, biological process: DNA integration; proteolysis. Gene Ontology annotation, molecular function: nucleic acid binding; aspartic-type endopeptidase activity. NCBI's taxonomy places the organism in Eukaryota, Metazoa, Arthropoda, Insecta, Diptera, Culicidae. The coding region runs from base 238 to 4542 and encodes 1434 amino acids.
UGUAGCAGGCCUCGCCUGAUAUUAUUCAUAGUAGUAGGCCUUGAUUCUAGAAUAGAAAGAAAUUGUCAUUAGUUAGCCAACCACCAAUCAAGUCAGAAGCAAUAAACUCUAGCUCCUAGCGACCUGUUUUAUUUCCUUGGUUACGGCCUUGUUUACGGCUAUAACAGCUGGCGACGAAAAGAAAAGUUUGAAGCAACUCGAAGACCCUCAAGAAAAAACCCCGAAAACAUCAAGAAAAUGCCCGACGCGGAUCUGAAGAACGCCAUCCUGCAGCUCACCAAUCUCAUCGCGCGGCAGCAGCACCAGAUUGAAGCGCAGCAGCAGCAAAUUGAAAAUCUGGGAAUCCGUGGCCACCCCGGCUCCGGCAGCGAGAAGAUCAUCGAGUCUUUGGCAAGCGGCAUUCAAGAUUUCCAGUACGAUCCGGACGGCGGAGUUUUCUUCGAUGGCUGGUACGCGAGGUAUGAGGACGUCAUCACGAAGGACGGCCAAUCCCUGGACGACGCCGCCCGUGUGAGGUUGCUUCUACGCAAGCUAAGCACACUUUUGCACGAAAAGUACGUGAAUACCAUUCUUCCCAACCACCCCCGGGACUUCACCCUGGACGAGACCGUCACGAAGCUGAAGAAACUGUUCGGUCGGCAGAAGUCGGUCUUUCAUUCCCGUUACCAAUGCCUGCAGUACGCAAAAAGUGACGCGGAUGACUUCACCUCGUAUGCUGCCAUGGUGAACAAACACUGUGAAGCGUUUCAACUUUCCAAGCUCACCCCGGAUCAAUUCAAGGCGCUCCGUUUCGUCUGUGGACUCCAAUCGCCACGGGAUGCGGACAUCCGAACAAGAUUGAUCUCGAAGCUGGAAGCCGACGAAACCGCAGUCAACGAACAAGGAGAAGCGGCCAGCAAGGUCACCCUGGAGAACCUCGUGGAAGAAUGUCAUCGCGUGGCCAACCUCAAACAGGACACACUGAUGGUGGAGAACAAGGAAGCACGCAACGUCAACAUUGUCUCCCGCAAGCCGAAGAAUCCUGUGAAAAAUCCGAAAAUCCCCAAAACGCCCUGCUGGAAGUGUGGUGACCAGCACUACGUACGCGAGUGUCCAUUCGCUUCGCACACCUGUUCCAGAUGCAAGCAGCUAGGACACAAGGAGGGGUACUGUUCAAGCAACAAGCCUCCACCCUCGAAGCCAUUCAAGCAGACGAAACCCAAAGAGAACGUGAAGACGAGGAGCAUCCACACCGUUCGGAACGUCGGAAGCAAGCGGAAGUUCAUCCCGGUCGAGCUCAACGGUACAACAGUCAAGCUCCAGCACGACUCGGCGUCCGACAUCACCAUUAUCUCCGAAGAUACUUGGAACAGCAUCGGACAGCCACCCACUCAACCGACGGAGGAAUCUGCAGUAACAGCUUCUGGUGGCAACCUGAACCUUCUCGCCGAGUUCCAAACCGAGAUCACCAUCAGGAAUGUGACCAAAACCGGUCGCAUCUUCAUCUCGGACAACGCUGAACUCAACGUUCUUGGAAUCGAGACUAUGGAUCUAUUCGAUCUGUGGUCUGUGCCGAUCAGCAGCUUGGUCAACGUCGUACACCAACGUCCCGACCAACAACCCGAUGAAUACGUGAGUCAACUCAAGCAACACUUCCCGGAGGUUUUCCGAAGCACGCUGGGUAGGUGCACUAAAGCGCAAGUGAAGCUGUACCUGAAGCCUGAUGCACGUCCUUCCUAUUGCCCGAAGCGACCCGUGGCGUACGCUGCGCUCCCCAAGGUAGAUGAAGAACUCGAAAGGCUCCAGAACAACGGUAUCAUUUCUCCGGUACGAUUCUCGGACUGGGCAGCUCCAAUAGUCGUCGUACGCAAAGCGGACAACAUUUCGGUCCGUGUGUGUGGUGAUUAUUCGACGGGGUUGAACGACGCGCUGGAAUGUGACCGCCACCCACUGCCUCAUCCUGACGACCUCUUUGCGGAACUUGCUGGAGCACGUUACUUCACACACCUCGACUUGUCUGAUGCUUACCUGCAGGUCGAGGUCGAGGAGGAAUCGCGGAAGCUACUCACGGUCAACACCCACCGUGGCCUAUUCCAGUACAACCGAUUACCCCCUGGAGUCAAGUCGGCACCCGGCGCUUUCCAGCGCAUCAUCGACAGCAUGGUGGCCGGCAUCCCUGGAGUCAAGCCGUAUCUGGACGACAUCCUCAUCGCUGGUCGGACCAAGGAGGAACAUGACCGCAAUCUCUACGCCGUUCUCAACCGUAUGCGUGAGUAUGGUUUCCACUUACGUCUCGAAAAGUGUCGUUUCGCACUCUCCCAGAUCGAGUUCCUCGGACAUAUCGUGGACAAAGAUGGCAUCCGCCCGGAUCCUUCCAAAACCGAUUCCAUUUGGAAGAUGCAACCUCCGAAGGACGUUCAGCAGCUCCGUUCCUACCUCGGUGCUGUGAACUACUAUGGCCGAUUCGUGAAGCAGAUGAAGAAACUCCGGGCCCCUCUGGACAACCUGCUCAAGAAAGAUGCCCGUUGGAAUUGGACCGACGAAUGCCAACAAUCCUUCGAGCAGUUCAAGGCCAUUCUACUCUCCGAUCUGCUGCUCACCCACUAUGACCCAUCCAAGGAGAUCAUCGUCGCAGCAGAUGCAUCGAAGUACGGCCUUGGCGCAGUCAUCAUGCAUUGGUUCCCGACCGGUGAAGUGAAGGCAAUCGCUCAUGCCUCUCGCUCACUGACCCCGGCAGAGAUGAACUACGGACAAGUGGAAGAGGAAGCAUUGGCCCUGAUUUUCGCUGUCACUCGCUUCCACAAGAUGCUGUACGGACGCCACUUUCUCCUGCAGACCGAUCACCAACCGCUCCUCAAGGUUUUCGGUUCCAAGAAAGGUAUUCCUGUUUACACCGCGAACCGAUUGCAGCGUUGGGCCUUGACACUCCUGCUGUAUGAUUUCGACAUCAAGCACGUUUCAACGACAAACUUCGGCUAUGCAGAUUUCCUUUCGCGGCUGAUGUCAUCGCAACGAAGGCCGGAUGAAGAUUAUGUGAUAGCCGCCGUAUACGUCGAAUCCGAAGCGAAAGCAAUACUCGAAGACACCAUCAGCAACCUCCCAGUCACGCACCAGAUGAUUGUGGCUGAAACACGAAAGGACCCAGUUCUCAAGCAAGUGGUGAACUUCCUCAAGGAGGGUUGGCCGGCCCAAUCGAAGCAAAUUGCGGAUCCAGAUGUCAAGAAGUACUUCGCAAGACGAGAUGGACUUCAAGUUGUCGACGACUGCAUCAUGUUCGGCGAUCGAAUCGUCGUUCCCCUCAAGUUUCGUAAGCGGAUUGUUCGACAAUUGCAUCGUGGACACCCAGGAAUGGACCGGAUGAAGUCUCUGGCCCGAAGCUACAUCUACUGGCCGAAUGUGGAUGACGACGUGACGCAGUUCGUUCGAGAGUGCACAGCGUGCGCUGAAGCAGCAAAGUCUCCGACGAAAGCAAGCCUGGAGUCGUGGCCUCUAGCAGUCAAGCCGUGGCAACGCGUCCACAUUGAUUUCGCUGGCCCAAUCGACGGUUAUUACUAUUUCGUCAUCGUGGAUGCCUACUCGAAGUGGCCCGAAAUUUUUCACACCCGUUCCAUCACCACAACCGCAACCCUGGAUCUGCUUCGUGAGACGUUUUCCCGUUUCGGCAACCCGGACACUCUGGUCUCGGACAACGGCACGCAAUUCACCAGCGUGCAGUUUCAGCAGUAUUGCCGUGAAAAUGGUAUCACCCACCUCCGCACUGCUCCCUACCAUCCGCAGUCCAACGGUCAAGCGGAACGAUUCGUUGACUCCCUCAAGCGCGGUCUCAAGAAGCUGAGCAAGGGGGAAGGCUCACCCACACUGGAGCACCUGCAGACAUUCCUCUCGGUGUAUCGCUCAACUCCAAAUCGAAACACACCGCAAUCGACGUCUCCUGCAGAAGCGUUCCUCGGAAGACCAGUACGCACCACUUUGGACCUCUUGAAGAAGCCUGCUCCUGAAGCCCCAGGUGCCAAGAACCUCAAGCAGAAUGAGCAGUUCAAUCGCCGGCAUGGAGCAAUCAAGCGCGACUUCGAAGAAGAUGACCUGGUGUACGUUGAACAGCAUUUCCGGAAUACCAAGUCAUGGAUGCCAGGUCGAGUCAUCGAACGGAAAGGUUCUGUUCAUUACAUUGUGUUGCUGGAAAACAACGGAAGACCGAAGCUGGUUAGAGCGCAUGUCAACCAAAUGCGCCCUCGCUACGAUACCGCCGUUCCAGAACCAACGACGCAGCUACCGUGGGAAGUCUUGCUCGAUGAAGUACAGCUACAAGCUACAGCGGUACUGGCUGAUCCCGAAGAACAGCCUGAUAUUGUCGAAGCUCUUGUUCCUGUUGUCACCCCGCCACCGGUCUUGGAAGAAGCUGCUGGUCCGGUACAAGCUACGUCUGGCAUUCCGCCGAUUGAAGAUGAUGAAGCUCCGACCGUACCACCGCCGGUCUCAUCGGAACCAGUUGAAGGAUAUCUGCGACGCUCUGUACGAGAAUCAAGAAUUCCAAGAUGGCUGUCGUCCUACAACAUAUUCUAAGAGGGGGAGAUGUAGCAGGCCUCGCCUGAUAUUAUUCAUAGUAGUAGGCCUUGAUUCUAGAAUAGAAAGAAAUUGUCAUUAGUUAGCCAACCACCAAUCAAGUCAGAAGCAAUAAACUCUAGCUCCUAGCGACUUGUUUUAUUCCCUUGGUUACGGCCGUGGUUACGGCUAUAACAAUUAGUA